Molecule: messenger RNA, 3590 nt
Organism: Nothobranchius furzeri (turquoise killifish)
Lineage: Eukaryota; Metazoa; Chordata; Actinopteri; Cyprinodontiformes; Nothobranchiidae
Source: RefSeq, a predicted model, not a curated record
CAUGAGUCAUCCUCUUCUUCCAGCUCAGGGUCUUUUCUCUCUAACUGCUCUGAGCAUCGUUUGUGUGUUAGCUCCUUCCUCUCCUGUUUCCACCUCUAAUAAACACCGAACCGAGCAGAUGCCUGCAGCCUUUUUUGUUGCCGUCAUCUUGAUUUGCAGAGGAAUAUGGCUCUGUGGCUUCCACCCCAGACUCAACGCCUCCAUGCACCGAUGGCCCAAAUGAGGAGUCAGAAAUAUACGAGCUGCAAACAGCCAGAGAGUGGUCAGAAGAUGAGGAGACGGCAGAUCCUGAUGAUGACGAAGGGCAGGCUUCAUCUCCGUCCAUCUGGGGAACCCCUCGCCAGAACUCUUUUGAGCUGACCUUCUCUUACAUUGCCAUCGCCGAGGCCGAAGCGGUCGGUGCCUCGCGGCAGCAUCGUGAGCGGCGCAGGGGCGGCCAUCGGGGAAGUCGUACUCCUUUGAUCCAAACAGACACUCUGGAAAUGCUGUUGGACUCGCCCGAUGUGGACUGGGACCCUCAGGUCUUCCUCGAUCAGGAGGAAGAGGAGAGACUGUCUGAGAGGAGAGAACAGGAGAGGGUUGAACCCAGGACAGCGUGUCCUUUCAGAAGGACGGUCAGGGAGCAGAGUGGAACUGUAACAAAUCAGCCUAGUCCCCAAAAUAUGGACACAAAGACUCAAAGAAGUGACACGGGAGUCCAAAGAGAGACUGUCCAACCUUCCUCCCUGAUCCAGCACAGGCCCUCUGCCACAGUUCAGGCAGCAGAAGCAGCUUCAUUAACGCAGAAGCCAGAAGUCACCAUGGAAACCGUUUCGGUCAAGCUUCUCACAUCUGUGCGACCUGCAGACCAAGUGGGAUCGUCGCCGGCUGCCGUCAGCUUUAACUCUCAGGAACAGCUGGUCGCAGAUCAGUGGUUUUCAGCUCUUAAUCUAAUCGAGGAGCCGACCGUGUGGGCAGUGAUAGAUCUAAUCUACUGGAAGGACACAGAGCGGACCGGCAUGGUGCUCACUGGACUAGUAGUGGGCUUGUUGUCCCUUUUCCAGCUCAGCAUCAUCACCGUCAUCUCCACGGUCUCCCUGGCUGUCAUGUGCUUCACCAUCUCAGUCCGCGUCUACUACCAGUUCCUCUACAUCCUCAGCUGGGGUGAUGGAGAACAUCCCUUCAAAUCCUACCUGCAGCAGGACAUCAGCUUCGGCGGAGAACAGGCUGACCUUUUCAUGCAGUGGGUCAUCGUUAUGACUCUGUCUGCUGCUGAAUCUCUGAAGAGGCUCUUUUUUGUAGGAAACCUUUUUGAAUCUCUUAAGUUCCUGUUUCUGAUGUACCUGGUGACAUACCUGGGAGACCUGAGCAAUGGCCUUACUCUUCUCAUCAUCUCUCUGAUUGCUGUCUUUUCUUUGCCCCUUUUCUACAAACAACAUCAGGAGGAGGUGGAUGGCUUUAUUGCAAAGAUCCAGGCUCGGGUUGACAGCAUUAAGGAUUUUCUGCAGAGACUUAUCCAGGGCGGAGGCCCUCCUGCUGAUCCAACUCCCGGUGGGGCCAAACCCAAAGCCCAGUGCACACUUGAUGACAACUCAAAGAGAAGCUAGCAGAGUUACGGAGGGACACUCGGGUGUCUCACACAGCAGCAGUCUGUCCUCGGAGACACGUGCAGACACAGACACCAGAGAGUUAAAGGGAAGUUAUGAUGAGGCUUAUGCAUGUUUACACCAAAUGCACUGAAGUUAAAGGAUGACUGGAGACUCUUGGUGCUGAUGUCAGAUGGGAACAUCAUCAUUAAAGUUAUUAUUUAAAUGUGUUAAACAUAAAACUCACAGCGUCUUAGAUUGAGCUGUAGUCCAAACGUGGUCCAAGCCUCAUAGCGGUAAUGUCUCUCACUGAUGGGGACUCAACAGGUGGGAGGACAGGAAUGUGUGUGCGUGCGCUCGAGUGUGUGUGUGUGCAUGCGCGUGUGUGUAUGUGUGCAUGCGUGCGUGUGUGUGUGUGUGCGUGCGUGCGUGUGUGUGUGACACCAAAACUUCUACCUUUAUCCCAGCUGUCACACAUUCUUCUUCACACAUUAGUUUGAUUUAAAUUCACGAACAGAUGCUGCUUUCCCUCCUUUUAGGGUGUAAAUAAUUAAUAAAGGCUGAAUAGUCCUGCAAUAAGAUCAGAAAGCGAUGGAUGGACCAUAAGCUCUGAUAGGAUGCAUUGUAGUGGGACAAAUUUCGUCUAAGUUAUUUUUUUAUCUCCAGCUGUGGGAAAACUGAGAUCCAGCAGGUGCCUUUCUAACUGCAGGUUAAAGUGGACGGUCCGAUUCGCUGUAGUCUCUUCUCGUCCCUGAACGCACCACUCCUGACUCUUACCUGACCUUCAUCUCACCGGAGAACGAUGACUUCUGUGUGUACGGUACAUGUGAACAAGGUAUCUUAUAGAUAAUUGUAAGUAAAUCAGUUUCAGGAAUGAUUAAAUAAUUCAGGAUCCUUCAGAUUUUUAACUUCCUGUCAUGCUUUCAGCUGUUUUGUUCCCAUGCCCUACUGUUGACCAACUUCUAAACCAUAAUCAUGACGGCAUGUUAGCCUCAGAUGUUAUUGUGAUGCCUUUUAUGGACUCUCAGUUGCUGCACAAAGCCUUUACGUGCUUAUUUUUAUUCCUACUAACCAGAAUAUUGAGUUUCACUGAGGAGAACGGAGACAUUUCUAACCAUAUUUAACGUAUCAACAUGGAUCGGCAUGCAUUCUUUAGCAUCUGUAUGUAAUGUUGUAUUUAAACUCUGCUGCUGGUAAAUCAGACUCAUCUUGUAUUAAUAACUCUAGACUAUCGGGUAUUUAGGGUCUUUUUAUAAUCGCUGUAAGGACAAACCCCAUCUCUGUAUGAAAAUGAAAAAAGAAUAACAUAUUCCAAAUCUGCCAAGCCCUGUUAAUAAGUAAGAAUAAUUGAAAGAAAAUGUUUAAAACUGAAAAAUUCUUUAUUUGAAAUCAGAUGACGACAAUAUGUUUCCAAAAAAGUGGGUCACGGAUUAAGGUCUGAUCUUAUUUAGAAAAACUCAUUUGUAUAUUUAAAAACAAAAUGUGAUCUAUUGGUGGAUAAAAUCUCAGCUGUUGAACAGUUUUAGAUUGCAUUUUUUGUGGCAUGGAUUUUUCCAAAACACGUCAGACCCAUCGGUGUCAGGAGUUAACAAUGCCUUUUAUUAAAAAACACGUUUCCCCCUUAAAGGAUUCAAGAAGAUUGCAUCAUUUUUGUGUUGCUUUUAUUGAUUUUGUCCUAUUUUAAAGUGCUUUUAUUUUUUGGUGCAGCAGUGUGAUGCGUUCACUGACGCUGGGUUUUCAAAAGUGUUACUGCAGCUUUCUGUUGCUGCCAUCCAAUUCAAAAUGAGCAUGUAAUAAAAAGAAUGAAAGACAAUCAUUUUUACAUUUCAUUUGUUUGUUUUUUUAUUAUUUGAAACCAAACACAAAAUCUGUUUAUAUUGACCAUGCUACUUUUUUUGGAAGUGACUUAUUGGCCCUUUAAAACCUGCAGUGUUGUAUGCAUUAUAGUGGAACACCAAUUAUUUUAUAUUCCUGAAAGCAGCUAGACUUUUAUCCUUGGAAGAAAAAUAAAUGAUGGCAAAAUAA